Durusdinium trenchii is the source of this 4092-nucleotide messenger RNA. The record is from the annotation of a GenBank genome assembly. NCBI's taxonomy places the organism in Eukaryota, Dinophyceae, Suessiales, Symbiodiniaceae.
AUGGAAUCUGAUUCCAGAGGUAAGCGGGUUGACUUGUUCCAUGAUGGCCAGCCAAUGUGCCUUGCGGACUUUUUGGAAUGGCACACCCAAAAGUGUCCCUCUUACAGGCGUUUGAGCAAAGAGGCUGCCCAACGCAAGUGGCACAAGGACUUGCAGGACAAAUCCAUCAAGAAAGAUCAGGUUCAAGCUGUAGAUCUAGCUGGCCGAGAAACUGGUUUGGUUUGGAGGAUAUGGGUCACCACCAACGAAGUUCAACGUGAUUCAGCUUUUGCAGAGACACAAGUGGGCUUCAUUAAGUCUUCCACUCAGAUCAAGGCACCUUCCGAAGCUCAGCUCAGGAGCUUCCAGUCUGUUGCCAAGGAACUUGCCAUGGAAAAGGGGCUUGGAAUCGGGGUAGACUUUCAAGAGGAUUCGGGGAUUCAAGCUUCCGGGGCUGUGAAUUUGCCUUUACAGGCAAAGGUUGCACAGCAGCAGAAUAUUACAGGACCUCGGACCUCCCAAGCUCAAGGUCACCAGGCUUUGCUGAAGCUGGCCCCGUCUGUAGCUGCGCCAAAGUUGAGACUCAAGAGCAUGAAGGCUUUCAAUGAUGCCAAGAUGUUGAAUACCAAGGCCUUGGCUGGCGCAACAGCUGCUUUGGAUGCUAUGAGAAAGAGUUUUGGCCCGGACUUGGAGGAGCAGUCUGAUGACCCCCGUCUUCAGCAAAUCCUGCAUCGCGAGAAUCUGGCCAAGAUCCUUGCAAGCCAGAGUCUGAGCCAUGGCAACCUGGGCCAGACCCUUUCCAGGCAGAUUCAUGAGUUGGUGCAGCAAGACGAUUUCUUGAAAGAAGAGGGUUUUGAAGAAAAGAGCUGUCAAUCAAUAGGCCAAUUGACCUAUGCCAGAGACAUGCUCAUGAACCUGCAGCCCAAUGUGGAAUCAUUGCUGCAAUUCUACGAUGACCACCUUGAAAGCAUCCGCUGUCUGAAAACAUGUUCAGAGGCCUUGAAGGUUGCAGCAGAACAAUAUCUUGCCAAUUCGGCUGCUGAGAAGAAGGCCCGCAAGUUGGAGCAAGAUAUGAGAGACAAGGAGGAGAAGGAAGAAGCGGAGCGGAAUAAGGAAAACCAUGACCCGGACGGCCCGGAAGUGGAGGAAGAGGAGCCGGAAAAACCAAGGAAAAAGAAGAGCCGAAACCCUGCUCUUGGCGAGUUGCAGCCUGCAGAUCCAGAUGUCUUGAAGGUCUCCAGUUCCAUCUUUGACCCGCAGGCAGCAGACUCUUUGGAAAACAUGGCUUCUAUGCUGGUUGACAACAAGCACCAGGUUGUGCGAUUGAGGGAGGGCAAAUCCAAGAAGGUGUCCUGCAAGAAGGUCAUGCAAGCUGGGCCACAAAUUCAACCAGAUACCAUCAAUUCCUGGGUGAAGACGCUCAAUGCGAGCUUUGUUGAGUUCAAGGCCAAGUUUGGUAGUCUUCAAACUGCAAGAGUCAGCAAAAGCUAUGAUGCGCCUGGAGUCUUGCUUGGUAUGGAUUGGCUGAUAGGUCAAGAGUUGGACGCCCAGGGUAUGGGAGGGUCUGCUGCUCAGAUCCUGGAGAAGGGGUACAUGUUUGAUCGGCAAGAUCUCACGGCUAUGCUUCCAUUGGAGGAAGAUCCCAGUGCCCAGGGUGAUGCUUCUAUUGUGAACCAGCAGAAAAUUUACAAAGCCAACGGACUUACAAUGCAAGGCUUCCAGCUUGGGUCAACUCUGACAUCAUUUCUGCCAGGUGGGCUUCCUUGCUUUCAUUACCAGCUGGAAGGAAGCAGGAUCAUUGCUCUGAUGGACUUUGAGGAGAUCCAAGACUACAUGGGGCUUGAAAGGGCAGCGGAGGCCGAGAAAUCCGGAAAGCCGUAUUCAGAUAUCAAGCCGACACUUCCUGAUUGUGCGAAGUGGUUGGAAAAUCUGAGCCAAGAGAAGUUGCAAGGGAUGGAUGAAACCCCUUGGUCCUUCAAAGUCUUCUACAUGGGAGCUGGGGAACUUGUAUACUUUCCAGCCGGGGUAUUGGUGGUGGAAAAGUGUGUCAUGGUGGAUUCUUUUUGCUCACGGGUCAAUAGCAUGCUGGUGGACAAGUAUGUCAUCCAGCGGCUGCAACUAUGUAAGUCUCAUGGGCAUGGGAAUGCUAUUGCUGACUUGUGCAUCCUCAAGUUCGAUGGACUGCAAAAAGAGGCUACCUUGGCCAAAGCCUUGGCUCCUGCAGCAGCAGCUCGGCCCGCUCAGCCACAGCCGCCGCAGUCACCGCAGCCACUUGGCAAUGGCAAUGAUGGUGGUGGUGAUGGCGGUGCUAGUCUCAUUGCCUUGAGGCAGAAAGUGAAAGAAGAGGAAGGGGACAAUGACAAGGAUUCUGACUCGGAGUCGCAGAAUGAGAAUAAGAAGAGUCACUCAAAGCAUGACCAUGAUCUUCCUCCUGCUGCUGCCGUUUGUGACAAGUCUACUACUCACAAGGGUCAGCUGGACCAUGAAGACCAAGAUUUGCACUUUGGAAAGCCUGGACAGCCGCUUGAGUUUGACACUUUGCCACCAGGUGUCACUGUCAGUUCCCUGCUGGGCCAGAAGCCAUUGAAGUUCAUACCAUUUGAGGCAAGUCAAGUUCUUGUUCCUGAACUUGAACUUCAACUUUCUCAAGCAGCUCCGCUGCCGCUGCCUCCUACUACUCCUAGUCAAGUGCACCUGCCAUUGCCUAUGGAGUUGGAUGAGGCAAAGGCGGAGAGUCCAUCGUUUCCAGUUCCAGCGCCAGCACCUGUUCCUGAAAUUCCGCAAGCAGCGGUGGCAGAGGCAGAGGUCAAUGGUGACAUUGACAUGAGGAGUGAAGUCACAACCCCAAAGCCACAGCCAAAGGCUGAAGUUCCAGAGAGUGCAGGUGUGGCUGCAGGGUCAGAGACUGAGGCAAAGCAUGGCAAGGGUGAUCUUGAUGGUCUACACCUUGCAGGGCAUGGGCAGGCUGUGGCAAAGGGCACUGUGAGUGAAGCUGCAACUGUAACUGCAGCCCAAGAGUCUCAAGAGACAAAGCCAGGGCCACAGUCUCAGCCACAGCCAACGGUUGAGGCGUUGGAAGUUCCAAAGGAGGAUGCGGCGGAGGCGGACGCUGAGGCGGAGGCAAAGGAUGGUGAUGGCACUGGCACUGGCAACACUGGCAAUGGCAAUGGUUCUAGUCCUAGUGCUGCAGAAGUUCCAGAAGUUCCAGAUUCGGAUGGCGCUGGCAAUGGCACCGUCUUCACUGGCAGUGGCAAAGGCAAUGGUCCUCACGGAGACGGAGAUGCAGAAGUUCCGUUGCAUGAUGCCGCCGCCGCCACACAGAAUGUGGCUGAGGCUGGGGCAGCGGCUGAGACUGAGGCAAAGGAGGGCCCUGGCAUUCAUGACCCAGAACUUCCACAGCAUGUACAGGUUUCGGCAACGGAGAGCAGUGGUGGUGGUGACAAUGGUGGUGAACUUCCAAAGCCUGUGGCGGAGGACGCUGAGGCUAAGCAUGGCAAUGGUGAUCUUGCAGGCAAAGCUGACGAAGCUCCAACGGUUGGGGCUGGGGCUGCGGCUGGGCAUGCUUCUGAGGGAAUAAGCAAGGGUGACUUUGGUGGUCUUUGCCCAGAGAGUUCAGAGCCUGAGCCAGGCAUGAAGCGGAAAGAAUCGGAAAGCGCUUCCAGCGCUCUUAUGACCGAGAAAAAGAACCAGGAGCAAGUGGACAGCGAGAAGGACAAGGCUUCCGCGGAGGUGCGGAUGCGUGAGCAUGACAAGGAGGACUGCGUGGGCAUGGAGGCUGUGGGUGGGUCUUCAAUGUCACAGCAGGACUCAGACCAGGGAAAAGUCAAACGCCUUGGAGGCCAUCAUGAGAGCAACGAGAAGAAGAUUGAUGCAAAACAGGCAAAGACAAAGGCUUCGGUGUUGGCAAUUGCUUCGGUGUUGGCGCAGGCUAAGGCCAAGGCAAAGCCUAAGGCUAAGUCUCAGCCAAAGUCCAAGCCAAAGAGUGAGCCCAAGUCCAGAUCUAGAGCAUCAGCUUCCAGCAAAGCUGGGACAAAUGCCAAGUUGACAGAGUUGUUCAACAAGAAUGAUCAUGAUCAGAUCCCGAACCCUCCGAAGAAGCGGAGGAUGACCUAG